AAGUUUAUAAUUAAAAAAAAAUCAAAUCUCGAAAUGUUAUCCUAUCUAUAAUUGGUAUUGUGAUUUGGUAAUCAUUAAUGAAACCUUGAAGACUCAGUUGUACUUCCCUAGCGAGUGACGUGAGUGACGACAGCGCUGAAGCGGCCGAUAGUCGAACUAACUUCAGUAAUCUGCGAGCAACCAUACCGUAUGGGUUUGACGUAGUUUUUUCGCGAUCGGAUAGUAAAAUGGCUUGCAAUAUUAAGCCAUUGCACAAAAGCAAGCAUUUUCCGAUCGACCAGUUAGUAUGUGUUGGAAACUACGAGCUGGAAAAAACAAUAGGGACCGGAAAUUUUGCAGUUGUUAAACUCGCUACACAUGUUAUAACUAAAAGUAAGGUGGCAAUAAAAAUAAUAGACAAAUCGAGAUUAGACGAAGACAAUUUAAAAAAGACAUUCAGGGAAAUUGCAAUAAUGAAACGACUUCGGAAUCCACACAUAGUCAAAUUGUAUCAGGUGAUGGAGAGCACACAUACAUUAUACUUAGUGACAGAAUAUGCUCCGAACGGAGAGAUAUUUGAUCACCUAGUGUCGCGAGGCCGUAUGCCCGAGUCGGAAGCGGCGCGGGCCUUCGCUCAAAUGGUGGCCGCGGUCGGCUAUUGCCACGCGAACGGUGUGGUCCACCGGGAUUUAAAGGCGGAGAAUUUACUGCUGGAUAAGGAUAUGAAUAUUAAGUUAGCAGACUUUGGGUUUAGCAACGAGUACACAUCGGGUUCCCCGCUGUCGACGUGGUGUGGGAGCCCUCCGUACGCAGCGCCCGAGCUGUUUGAAGGCCGGCAGUACGAUGGACCGAAAGCUGAUAUUUGGUCACUGGGUGUGGUACUAUACGUAUUAGUCUGUGGUGCUCUACCGUUCGACGGUGGUACGCUGAGUGAACUGCGAAGCGUGGUCGUCAGCGGGAAGUUUAGGAUUCCUUAUUUUAUGUCACAAGAUUGCGAACACCUUAUCCGUCACAUGCUAGUGGUCGAUCCAGACAGGCGACUGACGCUUCGAGCGGUGGGCAGGCACAGGUGGCUUCGGACACAUUGUAACACUUUAAGCGCACAAACAUACGAGUUAUCAGAUGGCCAUUGCGCAUGUCACAUUGGAGUAAACGACACGUCGAGCGGGGCAAGUAGUGCGCUUGCGCAGAUGCUGACCUUACCGGGGCUGACACACGAGAUUAUACAGCAGUCAGUCGAAGAAGAGAGAUUCGACCACAUCUCGGCCAUUUACCAUCUUCUCGUGGACAAACAUACUCGAAAAGAAGAGACAGCACAAAUUGAUUCACUGGAAUCAAACUUAGGCCUGCCCUUGGAUCUCACGAGUUGUAAGAGUGAGGGUGACGGCGAGGAGAGUAUGGAAGCAGAGGAAACCUUGGCCUAUCUCACGGGAGAUGGAAACGAGGACGGACUCGAGAGGUUCGGCGAAGUGUCGAUCCCGAAAGAAGAGCCGCGUCAGCGAGUGACGGACUGUCACGCCACGAGACGCCACACCGUGGGGCCGGGCGAUUGCCGACACGCGCAACACGCGCAGGUCGGCGAACAGUCGUCGUUCGGAGCCGCCUCGGCCGAUCUCAGGCCGGCGCCACUUUGCGCAUCGACACACUUACACCGACAGGCGGCGGCCCGCGUGUCGCUCCUGCCCCACACGGACUUGGCGGGCAAACUGCCGGCCGUGCAGCACAGGCCUCCGCACCACUUCAGCGUUAAAGACCAACAGCUGCUGAAGCCGCCGCAGGCUAUGCUCCCCCACGCCUCGUCGUUCGGGCGACGCGCGUCGGACGGCGGGGCGCACGUCGGACGCGCACACUCGCACGCGGCGCCGCAUCACGUCUCCGACGGUGGCACGACAGAUCGGUUACAGCGGGGCGACCGGACGGACGAGCAGACUUCGGAUUCGCAGUACAACACCAAUCUGUGCAGGUACAUGUUGAACCGCGGGAGUAAUAAGCGCCACACGAUGGCCACGCCGGAAGACGCCGCCACGGUCUGCGCGUCCAGCGCCGCUAUGCAGGCGAGUUCUUCGCCGUCGUCGUCGGCGAACAUACGCGUCAGAAGGACCGGUCUACUGACGGUCACGGAGAGACCCCCCGUCAUAAGUCCGGAAUUAGUUAUGGAGGUCGAAGCGAGGAUGAAAAGGAACUACUUACCGCCGUCGAUUCAAGGACAAUACGGCCAGGGGUACUCCAGCCCCCCGCGCGCCAACCAGAGCCCGCCCGGUCAGGGGUCCAUCACCGCCGGAACGCCCAAUUAUAAAUACACGCCACCGAUACCGGGACAGUACAGUCAGGGCUACUCUAGUCCCCCGCACGCGAGCCAGAGUCCCCCAAGUCAGGGGUCGAUAACGGCCGGCACCCCCGGCUUCGGCAAAUCUAUGAAACCGGUUCUAGAAACGAUUCCGCAGGGGAGCAUCAUGGGGUCGAUCACGUCCGGGACACCUUCGCAGGCCGCGUCUCCGUUCACCCCGAGCGUGGGUCCAUUUUCACCCAACCAGGGUGCCAUAGUCUCCGGAACGCCGAUGAACGUCGAAUAUUCUAUUGCUAAUUUCAACUUUUCUAGCAAUAUUGGAUCCAUCACUAGCGGAACUCCGCACUUCAACGCGGCCGCGACGCCCAACUCAAAUGAUAAUAUGGAUAGUGAAUGUUACCCCGCAGAGAAGCAAAAUUAUAUCGCUUCGAUCAACGCCGGACCCGUGAAUAGCACGGGCUCCAGGACGAGCGGAACUCCCAAUCUUAACACGUCCAGCUUUUCCAACGGGGGCUCGGUUCCGGGCGGAGGCGACGGUUUCCCCGACGCGGGCUCCGUCGGCACUCCGAUGGGGUCUAUCACGAGCGGGACGCCGGUCAACACCAUUCUGUCGAGUGGCAACGCGAUACCGAGCGGUUCCAUAACGGCCGGCACCGCGUUCAACAGGCAACGAAAGUAUUCGGGACCCCAACGCGUUAAACUCCAAAUGUUGCCGACCGUACAGGAAAUGGCUCGCGAGCACUCGGAACGAUAUUCGCCAGUCAGGAGAGCGGAGUGCUCGCCCCCGAGACAGACUCAUGACAUAGCUUCGGCGAGAUUGGAAUAUCAGCAGCUGCAGCGAGGACUAGAGCGCCGUUCGGGACAGAGUGGGACUUCGCCGUCCGAACCGCGGCUCCAUCCGGUCUCCCUGCCCGGAUCGCCGAUUCACGCGGGCGCGUCUCCUCCUCUCGACUUGUCCGGAGAUUAUCAGAGAGACAGGGAUCUAGCAUUGAAGCUCGGGCUGAACCUGAACACCCUGUACUCGCCUCACGUGUCUCAAGAAGUUUUAAAAUCUAUACAGUCGUUUACCAAUUUCGGACGAGCUUCCAGUCCCGGGUCUCCCUUACACCAGAUAACCGAAGGUCUGAGUUAUCUCCACACCGGGUCUAUCACCCGGGGCACUCCUCAGAGCCAAUCUCCCUUAGACCUCCGUAGUAAUGUGGAAAUGGAAACUAACUACCCGCAGUUAUUGAUUCAUCCCCAGAUCCAUAUGGUCGCCCAUAGAUCUUUGAACAACUCCCCCAUAUCGAAUCCUGGAUCCCCGCUCGACAUGAUCCAAGAAGAAAUCGGUAACGGAAACCACGUCGGUGUCGGCGACCAAAUGCAGCGAUAUGCGACGUAUCCGUCGACUCAUCCGCAGAUCAGUUUGACGGAUUGUCUCGGCUCCGAAAUUACUCUCGUAGCUUCGAGUUCCGAAGACAGCGUCGACAGUUUGGAGAAUUCUAAAUACCCGCUGCCGCAAUUUGUCAUCUCGGAACCUUCAGAUUUGGACGACAGACCCUCGAUAACCAAGGGCAUCGGCAGGAAAGUCAGCCAAGAAACGGAAACGGCAGACAAAGACUCGGAGAUGUCGUCUCCUAAAGAAGAUGACAAAUACCUCGAAAGGCCCAGACGCGGCAGCGACAAGUCGCUCGGCUUCAGCGACGAUUCCCUCAGCAACGAUUCGGCCAACGCUUCCCCGAAUUGUGAGCAAAACGUUCAAUCUAUUUACUCGAACAUAGUCUCCAUCAGCUCCGGAUUUAGCGAAAAUCGAGGCAGUUUUUCCGAACACCGGGAAUCGUUUUCGUUCUCCGACCGCGGUAGUUUUUCCGAGCGAGGUGACUUCGGCAGAUCCUCCUUUUCGGAAAAGUCGGAUUUCGGUCGCGGCAGUUUUUCGGAAAAGGGUGAAACGCCUCGCACGUCGUUCUCCGCUCAGGGCGUUUUGGGAGAGGUCAAGGAGUAUUUCGAAGACGUGUGUCUGCCGAAAGAAGAUUUAGACGAGAUACGACGGUCCACUAUGGAUUUGAGGUUGACGGAGAUAUGUCGACCGGAAGAAAGAAUCCCCAUCUUGCUGAGCCCGCAACAGGUUUCGUGCGUUCAGGAGUACUACGAAGUCGCGCUUUCCACGGUUUGCUCCCGACUCGACUCGCACAGGAUAGUGGAAUUACUCAAAGAGGCGAUAAAUAAGACCGUCCCGCCCCAGAACAUCGUCGAAACCGGUAACACCGACGAGCUGACCGGUUUUUUGAACUUGGAGUAUUCGGGAGGUAUUCAGAUCGAGUUGGUAGUGUGCGAGAAUAAAGCGAAAGAGAUAAAGGGCUUGAAAAUGAGAAGAAUUUCAGGAGACCAGAGAGAGUAUGGGAAACUAUGUCAACAAUUGAUCACCAGCUUGACCGUUUAAGUGGUUGUGAAUGGAACUAGGGCACUGAGGUUAUAUGUCUCAAUUCAAACUCCUUUUGACAGCAGUUUUUUAAGGAAAACCCGUUGCCCUAGUUCCGUGUCGUUUUUAUUUUCCAAAAUAAACCGUCCUGCAGAAAUGUGUCAUUUCACGAAGUUACGAAGGUCCUCACAGAAAACAGAUUGAACGAGAGGUCGAGCAUUUAUGCGAACUGUAUUCAUCAUUCCCAUUUUAGAAAGCCAAUUUCAACGUGACGCGGGGGAAUUCCUACAUUUAACUUUUGUUUAUGGCCAUAGAGAAGAAUCGAAGAGCAGAUUUAGGCAUGUAGGAUGUCCUCCAUCAAAUCGAAUAUUCAAUAUUGUAUAUAGAAUUAACUUGUAAAGUUUUAUGUAUAAACUGUUUGUAUAUUGUGUUCUAUUUAUUCCGAUAUCGUGUAAAUAUAGUUUUAAGCCUUUUUUAAACCGAAUUUACCGUUUUGUUGCAUUUCGUUCGCUUUGGUUUUGAUUCACGGCUGGUUCGUGACGUUUCUUCUUUGUUUCUUUCCUUUUCCAAAAAGGUUUUCAUGUGAUAAUAAUUAAGUUAUACGAAAGUGUCUUAAAAUAUCCUUUUUGUCCCAUCAUUGAACAAAACGUAUAGUUUUAAGUUUAGAUCAUAUAUAUCGCCAUAAGUAGUUAGACGUUAAAAUAUUGUAAAUAAUAUUUUAAUAAAUAAUUCCAAUCAUAACUA
Messenger RNA from Pieris brassicae (large cabbage white), 5408 nucleotides. Its product is annotated as serine/threonine-protein kinase par-1-like. The coding region runs from base 228 to 4685 and encodes 1485 amino acids. Gene Ontology annotation, cellular component: cytoplasm. Gene Ontology annotation, molecular function: tau-protein kinase activity; ATP binding; protein serine/threonine kinase activity. The transcript has 23 exons. The record is from RefSeq and is a predicted model, not a curated record. Gene Ontology annotation, biological process: intracellular signal transduction; microtubule cytoskeleton organization; protein phosphorylation. Lineage: Eukaryota; Metazoa; Arthropoda; Insecta; Lepidoptera; Pieridae.